AUGGCGCACCGAGGAGAGAGCUUCCACAAGGACGUAUCCUGCAUCGCCGACCUCAAGGCCCUGGGGAGCGCCAGGCUCCCUGCCAUGGUCAGAGACUACUACAACGAAGGCGCCAUGGACCUGAUCACCCUCCGCGACAACGAGGCCGCCUUCGACCGGUACAAGAUCCUGCCUCGGGUGCUGGUCAACGUCGACCAGAUCGACACGAGCACUGAGAUUCUGGGGGUGAAGACCCCCCUCCCCUUCGGUUUCAGCCCGUCCGCCUCCCAGAAACUGGCGCAUCCAGACGGCGAACUCGCGACAUCCCGCGCGGCAGCAAAAUUCGGCAUCUGCAUGGGUCUCUCAUCGUACUCGAAUCACGCUUUGGAGGAUGUAGCAGCGCAGGGGCUGGGGAAUCCAUACGCCAUGCAGAUGUGCGUGCUGCGCGAUCGGUCGAUAACGCUGCAGCUGCUGAAGAGGGCGGAGGAGUCCGGAUACAAAGCGCUCUUCCUAUCAGUUGAUGUCCCCGUGCUCGGGAUGCGGCUUAACGAGUUCCGCAAUGCGUAUACGCUCCCCGAGGACAUGGAGUGGCCGAAUAUCCUGAGCAAUGGGAGUGAUCUGUCGAAUAAGACGGACUACGACCCCAGCCUCGACUGGGAGAAAACAAUCCCCUGGCUCCGCGAACAUACAUCAAUGCAGAUCUGGCUGAAGGGCGUGUGCGCGCCCGCCGACGUCGAACUGGCCAUCCACUACGGCGUCGACGGUAUCGUUAUCUCCAACCAUGGCGGGCGUCAGCUUGACGGUGUGCCGGCGACGCUCGACUCCCUGCGUCUAUGCGCGGAUGCCGCGAAAGGCCGGAUCCCCCUGGCGAUUGACGGGGGGAUUCGUCGUGGCUCGGAUAUAUUCAAGGCGCUGGCGCUGGGUGCGAGUUACUGUUUUAUGGGGAGGAUUCCGAUUUGGGGCCUUGCUUAUAACGGACAAGAGGGUGUUGAGUUGGCGAUUAAGAUCCUCCGUCAGGAGUUGAGGGUCACAAUGGCGCUUGCUGGAAUUGACGUAGAUACAGAGACGAAGAGUUAUAGCAUGGCGAAAGCAAUCAUUCACCAAGGCACAUGUACCUAUCCCCCGGCUCUGAGUACCACUACGCAUUAUAAGCAGCACACGAAAAACUGUCUCCAGCAGGAUUAUCAUGGAUCGCCUUUCCAGACGCAUACAGACCAAGCGCGCACUACCACACAUAUCAGCCUCGUGCAUUACUCAAGAGCAGAAAUAGAAAAAGAAAGAGAUGAGCAUACCAUAACAACCCCCAUCCCAAAAAUCACACAAUUCACACAACACAGGCCAAUCUUCCUCGGAGACUCAAACCACCGCCCCCGAUUCAUAAACAGCCAGAAUGCCGCAGGGAGACUGAAGCUGAACCAGCUGGCAAAGAGCGCGGUCUGUCCGUCCACACGUUAUCAGCACCCGUCACUGUGUGAGAAAGGGGGUAUUCGCAAGAAAGGAUGGGCUCACCAUCAAGCUAAGCAGGUUACUAAACACCGGAAUGGCCGUCGCAAUAAUCCAAGCCACAAGCCACAGCGCAACCGCAAUCCCAAUCCAGGACCCCACGGCCCGGAAAUCGCGCUUGGACAUGGUGUUUGUCCCGGCGAAGACGCGCGUCGCAAUCCCAUACGCAACCUUGGACACAAGCGGCCUCAUGGACCCCAAAGCAGGCGAGCUGACGUCGUCGCCGGCGAAGUAGUAGAUGACGACGCCGGCCACGAGAUACAGCGAGAUGUCGAUGGAUUGCAGCAGGGUGAGGGCUUUGGGGAAGUCGCGCGGGUCUUUGAGCUCGGCGAUGACGUUGAAGAAGGCGUUGUGGCUUGCUACGUUGCAGAUGAUAUUCAGCGCAGACGUAAAGCCCGUGACGAGAUUCGUCUCGGCUGUGGCUUUUACGGGACCGCCGGGGUGCUCGAUGCCGAUGGCGAUCAUGGCGAUCAUGACGGCCGUGAAGAUGCUGAUGAAGGCUACACCACCAGAUCAGCACUCGCCUCGCCGCAACAGCACCUUCCAAGGUUGUUUGAACCUGACCAGAGAACAAACCCCAUACCCGGUCAACGUAUUCAUCGCCACCGUAAACGUGAGUAUAUGGCUCGCCAUCAGAAAGAUAAGGAACAGCAUCUGCCCGCCGAACAAAACCUCCCGGCCAACGCGACCCAUAAGGACCUCGCCUGCAUCCGCCAUGCUCACGACGUGCGGAAACGCCCACUUAAACUGCCCGAUUAUGUACCCCGUGUACGAGGCAACCAGGCCCAUUACCAGCAGUAUCACGAUGGCGGGGACCAGACCCAGUCCUGCGAUUGCGGCGGGGAUGGAGAGGAUGCCGAGCGAGAUUGUUUCGGCGACCAUGAGGAGGCCGCAUUGCCUGCCGUUCCACAGUUCAGUUUUAGGAAAGAGUAG
This is a messenger RNA of Aspergillus mulundensis, 2415 nucleotides long. Its product is annotated as alpha-hydroxy acid oxidase. The coding region runs from base 1 to 2415 and encodes 804 amino acids. Gene Ontology annotation, molecular function: oxidoreductase activity; FMN binding. The transcript is spliced from 11 exons. Lineage: Eukaryota; Fungi; Ascomycota; Eurotiomycetes; Eurotiales; Aspergillaceae. The record is from RefSeq and is a predicted model, not a curated record.